This is a messenger RNA of Phodopus roborovskii (desert hamster), 744 nucleotides long. It is a transcript of the gene Noto, whose product is annotated as notochord homeobox. The record is from RefSeq and is a predicted model, not a curated record. Gene Ontology annotation, biological process: central nervous system development; neuron differentiation; regulation of DNA-templated transcription. The transcript has 3 exons. Bases 1 to 744 code for a protein of 247 amino acids. Gene Ontology annotation, molecular function: DNA-binding transcription factor activity, RNA polymerase II-specific; DNA binding. NCBI's taxonomy places the organism in Eukaryota, Metazoa, Chordata, Mammalia, Rodentia, Cricetidae.
AUGUCCGGCCCUGAGCCCCAGCAGCUUGCUCCCUGGGGCGCUCAGGUCCAACCCCGGAGCUUGGGCUCCUGUCCCGUGGCUGAGUCCCCAGUGCUCCCGCGCCGCCUAGCGCAGGGACGCCCGGAGUCCUCCUUUUCUAUCGAGGCCAUCCUGGCGAGACCCGGGGCCCCUGACAGAACGGCCACCCCUCUGCCGCUCUGUACCUGCACGAGUCUGAACCUCACCUCGGCGUCGCAGCACUCGGUCCCGCCCUGGGUGUGCUCCGCAGCGACUUGGCUGCCCGCCUACCUGAGCCUGGGCGUCUACCCGCUGUGCACCGUGCCCUGCGCGCCCGCACCGAAUGGGGCUCACCUCUUCUGUCAUCAGGGCCUCAGCCUCACAGGCUCGGAGUUGCCUCACUGUCCAGGCCUCUGGAGCCCUGUGGACUGGGCAGCUACCAUGACCCAUCAGGACACCGAGAGACACCGAAAGAGGCCCCCCAGGAUGUUUAAUUUGCAGCAGCUGGAAGAGUUGGAGAGAGCGUUUGCAGAGCAGCACAGCCUGGUGGGGCAGAGGAGAGCCCAGCUGGCUGCCAGGCUGCACUUGACAGAGAACCAGGUGAAGAUCUGGUUCCAAAACCGCAGGGUGAAGUAUCGGAAGCAGCAAAAACGGAAAUCGCCUUCCUCCUCUGCCAUGCAAGAGCCCUCCAGCAGCUCAGAUGGCAACAUCCAGAGUGAAGGUCAGGAGUUGGCAGUUAAGGACUGA